GGGGGGGGUUUACCCCUGGUUAAAACACCUGAGGAAAUAACUUGUUAAACGUUAAUAGAAUAAGAGAAUAAUGCAGGAGAAAUAGAAAACUGUAUCCAUUAAAUUCUUUUUUUGUAUUAAAAGAUAAAGUGUUCACCAUUCAAACAUAUCAAGUGGCAAAAAUUGUAAAUAAGAAAUUCGGUUAGUUGUAUUUAGUAAAUAACACUAUUUAAUCAAGUUAGACAUCAGACUGACGUGGAUGGUGAAAGCGCCAUCUCGUGGUCAGCGCUAAAAUAUAUUAAUUCAUGUUAACUAUAAAAAAACUUAGCUUUGUAUACUGUGGUAGGCUAUAUGAGACCAGUUUUAUUGCACUUAUCCUUUUCGUUGUCCUUAUGUCCUUAAUUGCUUCCAUUACAUCAUUUGUAAGUCGCUUUGGAUAAAAGCGUCUGCUAAAUGUAAUGUAAAUGUCUAUAGGGUUGUGUUAGUCAAAAUACUUAUUGAGAUUUUGUUGGGGAGACUCGCAUUUCAAAAUGUAAAAUUAUAUAAUUAAACAAUAUUCUGCUCGUACGUUUUCAUUGGUAAUGUAAUUUCCUUCUUUUUAAUUGUUGACGGUAUUUAAAAUGUAAUGUCUAUUAAAGUUUGAGGAAAGUCGUUUUUCUGGUAUACAUUUUUUCCCAGACCGGUGUUAAAGCAUGAUGAUCACGUGGUAACUUUUACGUAAUACUUUUCAUAGCAGUGAACACAAUUUUUCAAAAUCGAUUUAUAACGCUUUCUGGGGCGGAUUUUGAUUUAUACGUCGAAGAACGUAAUUCUAGGAGUAAUUAUAUUUAAAAUGCACAAAUUCCGAUAAUACAUGAAACCAAACAACAGCCAACUUUCAUGCUUUAAUACCGUCCCUGUCCAAAAGAGGGCGACUUCUCUUUUUCACAUAGUAGACCAACGCUUUGCCUGAUUCGAUUGUUGUUUAAACAGCAAUUUUAAAAUGCAAGCAUAUAGUAGAAUACAUAUAACAUUACACAAAACGUUGCAGUUAUAUUUCAAUCAUCAAACUGAUUCAAACAACCAUAUUCUCAAAAAUAAUACAUGUUCUAAAUGUAGGGGCAGCUAACGCAUCGCGUCUUAGGACCCAAACACUGUGUGGCACAUUUCAAAUUUUCAAAACAAACGAGUCACGCCUGUCAACAGUCAUUAGAUGAUGGAAUGAGCACGAAACUGCUUCGUUUACCACUAAUGUAAUUUUUAUACAUGUAGCGUUUAAAAAAAACAUCGAGGUGAUAUGUGUUUCAAUUUUAGCACAACAUUGCACGCGCCUUUGGAAGAAUCUCAUGUGACUGCACCGUUAGACAAUAGUUAUCUAACCGAGUCGUUUAUCGGACAGUAGUUGGAUCAGAUCAAUAUUUGGAAAGGCUGAAGAGAUGGAAGCACAGGCGGUAUCAUCUGAAUGUUCAAACAGUGCCGUGAAAGCUCCCUCCAUCGAGGAGUUUGGGCUGGUCAAACCCAUCAGUCGAGGAGCCUUUGGGAAGGUUUACCUCGCCAGAAAGAAAUGCAACUCCAAACUCUACGCAAUCAAGGUGGUGAAGAAAGCAGACAUGGUGGAUAAAAACAUGACCGAUCAGAUGAGAGCUGAGAGAGAUGCUCUGGCUCUCAGUAAAAGUCCUUUCAUCGUGCACCUGUUUUAUUCCCUUCAAACAGCAACCAAAGUCUAUCUGGUGAUGGAGUAUCUGAUCGGAGGAGACGUGAAAUCUUUACUUCACAUCUACGGGUACUUUGAAGAAGACAUGGCUUUGAAAUACACCUCAGAGGUCGCACUCGCUCUGGAUUACCUUCACAGACACGGCAUCAUUCAUAGGGACCUGAAACCAGACAAUAUGCUCAUCUCUAAUGAGGGCCACCUUAAGCUCACAGACUUUGGGCUUUCUAAAGUCAAACUUGACAGGGAGCUGAACCUGAUGGAUAUUUUAACCACACCGUCCUUGGUGAAACCUAAGAAAGAUUAUUUCAGAACACCGGGUCAAGUUUUGUCAUUAAUAAGCUCACUUGGACUCAAUACUCCAGUAAUCGAGGGUAAACGUCACAGCAGCAAGGUGUUGGGCAGCCCCAUGUCCUGUGGGAAAGUCAAACAGAGGAAGAGUUUUCUAUGUUCACCUCUACUGAAGAAAAGAGUCGAGUACUUGAAUUCUCCAGUAUGCUCAGGCCAAGCUAUAGGAUACAACAGUGUGUUCAGUCCUGGCAUGUUGGCUAAGAGUUUGACACCAAGGCUGAUGAAAUCGAGGAGGAGAUUUGGGACGCUAAGUGUCGGAAGUGCAUCGUGUCUGUUACCAUCCACUACAGAUUCCGAGGACUGUGUCAGUCCCAUGUGGGAGGAUGAACAGAAAUUACAAGACGGUGAGAGCCUUCCUCAAUUACUUCCUCAACAUGGAAAGGCAAGAGACAUUCCCCUAGCACCCGUGGAAAGGAAGAUGCUUGCGACACGAGCUCGAGAUCACAGCAGUGUUUUGACUCCACUUGAUAACCAAAUGGAUCUUGACACAAAUAUCAAAGCAGAUAUUUCUACAAAGAGACUCCAGUUCAACGCAACCAACCAAUGUGCCACACCGUUGGGUGAGUCUGUUCCCCGUCAGUCAGCUGGGGACGGUCUCGUAAAACCAGAGUCACCAGCGGAGCCUAAAUCCUCAGUGAAGAGAGGCUUUGAAGAAGUAGAAAAAAGCCCAGAGCAAGCUGAAAGCCAUUCCAAGAAGAACGAUGCCGUGUACAAGAGAUGUUUCCAGAUUCCUGAGAGCACUUCGAUAGCCCACACGGGUCUGACGGGAAUUUUCUCCAUUGUUGGGCUGGAUGACGAUAAAAGCGGUCCGAUAUGUCAGCAGUUGAGCGAGAGAAUGGGUCCAAAGCAGUGCAGUCCCGUUGCCAAAACUCUCUUUCGCGACCUGGAAGAUCAAGACGAUGAUCAGAAAGCAGAAGCCUUGCCGACCUCACCGCGAAAUAUCAGGAAAAGUCUGAGUUUGGACUCGGAUGACUCGGCCCAUGAAAUGUCAUUGGUCGGUAACACGCCUCAAAAAGCCACAGAAACCAAAAAAACAGCUUUGGCGUCCUCUUUUGAGGAACUGGAUGAGAACGAGAUUUCUGCAGUCACACCGGUGGCCCGACCGGCGAUGGCCACGCCAAAGCACAGCAGCGUGAAACAGUGGAGAGGUGAAUUUGAUGGUUCUCUUAUUGACCACGGGUUAUCCAGCAGUAUCCUCAAAUCUCCAGGAUUCCUCAAACCCAAGAACGUAGUUGCGUUCAGAAGCUAUUGCAGCUCUAUAAACCGCUCGUGUAAUUCGCAUCUCAGCCUGGUGUCUUUGGAUGGGAUGGAGACGCCAGCUUCAGCUUCAUUUCACAGUGCUCCAUCUGUUGUGACUCCAGUCCAGAAGAAAAGACCCAGUCUGAGCGGCUCACUUUACCAGACUCCACAGCAGAUGGUGACGUCUCAUACUCCUUAUAGGACACCAAAGAGUGUCCGUCGAGGCCCAGAACGUGUGGAAGAGGCUCCUAUCCUGGGAACUCCUGAUUAUCUGGCACCAGAACUUCUGGUGGGCAAACCUCAUGUUCCAGGGUCUGUAGGAUGUGAUUUCAUGGUGGAUUGGUGGGCUUUAGGGGUCUGUCUGUUUGAGUUCCUCACUGGAGUUCCUCCCUUCAAUGAUGAGACUCCUCAGCUGGUCUUCCAGAACAUUCUUAACAGAGAUAUACCCUGGCCAGAUGGAGAUGAGGAGUUAACCCAGAAUGCAAGAAAUGCAAUCGAGAGUCUUCUCACCAUGGAUUCAACCAAACGUGUCAGCUUAAAAGAACUGAAGGAUCAUGCGUUCUUUGAGGGUAUGGAUUGGGAAAAUCUUCACACUCAGAACAUGCCCUUCAUCCCUCAGCCCGAAGAUGAGACGGACACUUCAUAUUUUGAGGCGAGAAACACAGCUCAACACCUCACUGUAUCAGGCUUCAGUCUGUAAAAACACACAAACUGUAGCACUGGUGGACUAUUACAUCAUCAUGAUUCUGUGCAAUAGUGUCGUGUGUGCCAUUGUUUGUCUUAUUUCAUGUUUUACUUUAAUCUCUCAUAUGUUAUAAAAUAUGCUGGGUUAGUGUCAGAAAGCAUUCUGGAAUGCAGUGAGAUGGUCGUUUUACCUGUAUGCACAUACACGUCACCAUGACUUAUGGUUUGUAAAAAAAUUAUAUAUUAUGUAACACUAAUGUUUGGACUUCAUAAUAUGUGAACAUGGAUUUAAAUCAUAGUUUUAAACUCCUGUUUUCUUGAAAACUGUGCUUGUUAAACUGAUAUUUUAACAUGCUAAAUGUUUUAAAGUGUCAACAGUGAUUGUGAUUCUGGACAUAUUCAUUAUCAUUGAAUCAUACAUGACAUCUUUUAAUAACUUCAAGCUAAAUAAAAUAAAUACAAUUGUCAUGCUAAGUGUUAUUUCUCUCUUUAAAAUGAAGUCUCUCACACAUACGCUAUAUAAGCAGUGCAGCAAAAAUAGCUCUCAUCUGUUAAAGGGGCGAUGAAUUGAGACCACAAUUUUAACCCAAGCUUUUGUUAUAUAAGAGGGAAUCGUAUUCAAGCGAACAUCCUGUAAGUGUCAGAAUUGAAAACGCCCAUGUUACUGAAAUUACAACUGUUAUUGACACCAGUCUCAGCGAACGCCACGUCCUGGAAUGCACCUAUCUGAUAGGUUAAACGGCGCCUCCACAGAAAAAUAUCAACGACUACUCUAGAUAGAGUGAACAAGCAAUAAACAUGCCAUUAAAGAUCGCAAAAUAUUGUGCAGUCAGUGACUGGUUGUGGAAGAACAGUCGCUGCAUAACCUUCCUUUGGAUUCCGACAUUAGUAAUGCGUGGUUGAAGUUUAUUUUUAAAGAUGUUCCAGCUCACGUGGGUAAAACAUUACCGCAGAUUCCUUUGUGAACAAGGCAGAGGUUGAUGAUGGAUUUGCGGAGAGACUAACAUUAAAAAGCAGUGGUGUGCCGUCAAUGUUGGAUCCGAUAGGAAUGGCGCAGCAAUCUUAUGUGAGUAAAACAUAUUUGUACUAUGCGUCACUAUUGCUUUGUUAGAGAUCGCUACGUCUCUUACCAAAUUCACUACGCAAACUGCUAUCCAAUCAUAGCAGUGGGCGUUUACUUCCAAGUCUUCAUGGCGGAACGCCCAUUCAAACCAAUCGUUUGUCAAGCCGGCCUCAAAACCCGGGUAGAAAAUAGCCUAUUACUUAUUGAUCUUGAUGUUUUUGAAUGUAAAAACACGAACGACAUAAGUAGACCUCAUACAACAGUACAAAACAAUAAACAAGCCCAGUUCAUCACACCUUUAACAUGUGCGCCAAAAAAAUACGCGGUGCUUACGCGUGCUGUUUGAAAUUGGCGUGACUCUGGCAAUAGUGAGAGAAGUUGAGGUGUGUUUGUUUGUUCACGGAAUUUCGGUGAUGAAUGUUAUUUAAAAGGUGGAUAUAAUGCUAGAUUUGGAGAUUGUUUGAAACUGAUAGAUGGCACGGUCCCAGUGCUAAAUGAUGCCGGACAUGAACUGCACAUGGUAGGCUAAGUCAUAUGUCUGUUUUGUUGGCAAUCGGCGCGUACGUGCGUAAUGUAAAAAACACGAAGGAUUGUUGCGAUUAUGUAUUGUGUGCUCGUGCUGUAGUUCCAUCCCCCCUGCCUGCCUCCAGCAGCUCGUCUUUUUCUGGAAAUAAUCGUACAGCUGUAUCUCUCUUUUAUAAAUUUGAUCAAACUAAAUACUCUUCAAAGAUAGGACGUAUGCAAUACUACUGUAUAGGUACUCAAGAUUAAUAUGAGAUUGGCAGAAACUGCGUGUUAUCCCAUCUUUAACAAUGUUUUUAACAAAAACUUUAACAAAAUGAAAGAUGUUUUAAAGCCAUAUACUUUGUAGUUAACUUUUAGUAUCUCCCGCU
Molecule: messenger RNA, 5899 nt
Organism: Triplophysa rosa
Lineage: Eukaryota; Metazoa; Chordata; Actinopteri; Cypriniformes; Nemacheilidae
Gene: mastl
Product: microtubule associated serine/threonine kinase-like
Exons: 13
Coding region: 1395-3959 (854 amino acids)
Biological process (GO): intracellular signal transduction; peptidyl-serine phosphorylation
Cellular component (GO): nucleus
Molecular function (GO): ATP binding; protein serine/threonine kinase activity
Source: RefSeq, a predicted model, not a curated record